Molecule: messenger RNA, 2712 nt
Organism: Babesia bigemina
Lineage: Eukaryota; Apicomplexa; Aconoidasida; Piroplasmida; Babesiidae
Exons: 2
Coding region: 1-2712 (903 amino acids)
Source: RefSeq, a predicted model, not a curated record
AUGAGGCGGAAUUUAGAAGACGCCUUUUGGGAUGUUCGGAAACGUAGAAAGGGUAAGGACUCUAGAACACGUAAUCCUGUCUUGAUAAGCCCCCCCUAUGCGUAUUUAUGGGGGCCACAGCCGGGUUCUGCGUGCCACCUGUCAGAGGUAUCAUCCUCUUCAAGUGGAUUUUCAAAAGUGUCACGAAGUGACGAUUCCAUAUCGUCUGUCAGCAGCAGCGAUGUCACGGCUAUUUCUUUGGAGGAGGGCGAAAUCGAUGAAAAAAAUGCCGCUUUUAUGUCCGAGAUUGGUGUAAUUGGAACAAAGAUUGAUAAUUUAGUUGAUCUAGAAAGGUGUAUAUACUCCAUCAAAAAGCAUGUAAAACGUCUGAGAUUGCUAACGACCCUUAUUGGCGUAAGGGCAGCUAUCCCAAAUCUGGUUGAUAGAGUUUUGAAAAUUAUCAAGGGAUGCCAUCAAACUACUUGCGUUUUGGCAUCCACAUACACGCUUCUAAUAAAAUCAGACAAAGAAAAUGCUGUUGUGCGGAUGAUCAUUGAGGUCUUCUCUGAGCAAUUUAGUGUUAUAACAGCUCUCCAUGCACGCAUGCUUAAUACCGAUAGCUAUGAUGGAUUGAAGUGGAUUCUAGAGGCUGCACCUUACUCCGUGGAUAUGUUAAUUACGAUAAUACCACACGUCGUCGACUGUACGCUGGAAGUAGAGGAGCACAAAAGUCUUGUUUUGCUCUUCCAGGCUUUGGUUCAUUCUACCUUACUAAAGUGUUGCAGUGUGGCAGAUAAUCCUGAGGUUGUCGUCAGACUAUCUGCCGUUAGGUCUGUGUUCUACAUUUUAAUGGCCCUGUUGCCUAUCUACCCAAUUGUUUUGGAGCCCACAGGAGAGGCAUUACAUGGUGACACCGAUACACAUGAAAGAUCGAUAGAGCUGUUUAACUUGAUGCUGAUCGAUUAUCUUCGAUAUGAGGACUUCCAACCGUCUUCGUUGUUCCUAUUCCAAUUACAGAAAGCAUUAGGCAUUACUAGCCCGCAAAUAGGGAUAGAGGGUGCACUGUCUCUGGAGUUCAUAAGAAAGAUAACAUAUACAAUAGCAUAUAUUGCUGUUAUUGUAGGUUGUACGAAGCGACAGUUCCCUGUAGGAUAUGUGGCCGCUUCUAAGUAUGGACUCGAUGAGGUAGCAAGAGCCGUGUCAUCCAUGCAAACGAAACAACACCAUACAAAAACCGUUGGGGAUGGGAUAACUAUUGGCGAUGAAAUCCAAUACAUAUGGGGCAAUGCGAAGUACUGGCUGCUUUCACUGCUAGAGGACAAUAGUGGUGACGUAAGGAACACGGCAAUUCGCAUCAUUAGGCAUGUAGUUGUUACUAUAAGGUUGGGCGAAAAGGACCGGCAACAUGUGAUGUCUCUGGUUACCGAUUGUGUCAGUGAUGCAGUAACCCUAAAAAAUGCCAUGGGAGUUCUUACAGCUAUUUCCCAUUUGUAUCCACUUAAAGAUGGCGCUGUACGGCGAAUAUCCAAUCUUACACUUAAAGGUAGUGGCGUGCGCAUCAGAACUGAUAUAAUAAGGUUUAUAGGCAACUGUUAUUUUACUCCGAAAGGAAAGGCAACUACGCUUAGUGUCCUUAAUAAUUUAUCCGAACCAAAAAAAAAUAAUGAGACCAAAUCUAUGAACAUCCAAUGCGUCACCAGCUCCAUUUUUAACAAUGAGACCGAGAUACGAUUUGCGCAGGUAGAAUGGCCAGAGAUAUUAAAAACGCUUGCUAACCUUGGACAAAAAAUCAUUUGCAUAGGACCAUCCGAUAUCACAUUUCCAUUUGCGAAGAAUUUACAUUGCUCCGCUGCGCACUGGAUUGGCAUUAUUCUGGGAAAGUCACAAGGUUGUGGUUCAACAGUACAUUUUAUACAUGCUCUGUUACGUAGCGAGGCUUCCAUGAGAUUUCCCGAGAUUGUAAAUAUUAAAAUGACUCCCUCUGAGACAAGCACGCUCGCCGAUAGUGGCAAAAUAUAUUCCGAUUUCUUACGUUUUAGCAAAGAUGCCGUAAAUAUCGAUUGUUUAAAGGGGAAAGUUGUCUACCUACAUCUUCACCACUUAAGACGUAUAUGUCGAAUCCUCAAAAUACAAAAGGCCAUCGAUGCAAUACAAAACGAGGUCAAGAUAGGGACAAACUCAGAUACAGGAAAAAAAUGCCAAUGCGUUGAUUGCACUACAGAUCGGAUUAUAAUGUCGUCGAAACAUAAGCGAACGGUUAAAAGUGUCUACGACCGCGUAUCGUGUUCAGCGUAUAAUUUAGUGAAAGAUGCGGAAUGCAAAAUCCGUCAGGAUGAGUCCUUAAAAAUGAAGACGAAACGAUCAAACAUAUUCAGAGCCCAUGCCGUAUUUUCCUACUAUGGCAACCUUUCACAACUUUGGACUGACGAAUUAGAGGCGAUCGAUGAUGUUGACUGCAUAGCAUUCCCGUCCCACACAGGUGCUCUGGUUGUGAGAAGCGUCCAGACGAAUAUACGGGACGCUGAUAUGUUAGUCAGGAUUCGUGGUCCUACUGUGAUGGAAAUGGGACGACGAAAGGGGAUUUUGUCCCAGUCAUUUAGAAGCCAAUACAAGCAAGGAUGCGCCAUCACGGUCAAACUUCAUAUAACACAUGAAAUACCUACGGUAUACCCCAUACCUAUAAAAAUAACGGCAUUAUUACAAGGUAGCAACAAUAGAACGGUAUGUCGUUGA